Messenger RNA from Triticum turgidum subsp. durum (durum wheat), 561 nucleotides. The record is from the annotation of a GenBank genome assembly. Lineage: Eukaryota; Viridiplantae; Streptophyta; Magnoliopsida; Poales; Poaceae.
AUGAAGAAGCCACACCUGAUGGUGAAGCUACAAGAUGAGGUGAGGGGUAUUGUACCCCAACGACAAGAAAUUAUCUGUGAAACCGACAUGAACAACAUGACGUACCUAAGAGCAGUCAUAAAAGAGUCGCUCCGGUUACAUCCUCUUGCUCCUCUCCUUGCUCCGCACCUUGCCAUGGCUGACUGCAUCAUCGAUGGAUACACGGUUCCUGCUGGGAUGCGUGUGGUCGUCAAUGCAUGGGCCAUUGGUAGGGAUCCGAGCUCCUGGGAGUAUGCGGAAGAGUUCAUUCCUGAAAGAUUUACAGAUGAAGGUAGCAGUAUGCAUGUCAACUUCAAGGGUAAUGAUUUCCAGUUCUUGCCGUUCGGAGCAAGGCGGAGGAUGUGCCCUGGUAUGAACCUCGGGGUCGCGAAUGCGGAGCUUAUGUUGGCAGACAUUGUGUGCCAUUUUGACUGGGAACUUCCGCCUGGGGUUGAGAGAAAAGAUAUUGAUAUGACAGAGGUGUUUGGGCUAACCGUCCGUCGGAAGGAGAAACUACUGUUGAUUCCAAAAUCACGCAUGUAG